Tilletiaria anomala UBC 951 is the source of this 1003-nucleotide messenger RNA. RefSeq lists its product as uncharacterized. Bases 360 to 905 code for a protein of 181 amino acids. NCBI's taxonomy places the organism in Eukaryota, Fungi, Basidiomycota, Exobasidiomycetes, Georgefischeriales, Tilletiariaceae. The record is from RefSeq and is a predicted model, not a curated record. The transcript has 3 exons.
GAUGGAUCUCCUUUCUGCUUCCCCUACCUCGUCUUCUAAUUCUACCUCGCCUCCGUCUGCCUCUGUCUUCCCGCGGCGAGCCGAGUAGCUGAUGCUUUUUCUACAGCCCACGACGCGCGAGCGGCAUAGAGCCGAGCCUGUGCGUUUACCCCAGAACUGUUUAUAGGUUGUGCUGACAUACCGUGACCGCAGAAGGCUGCAGUAGAGACUUUCUCAGUCCAAGCCCCCGCGACGCCACGCUUUUUCAACCUCCGACAUGAAACAAAUAAAGGUUGGGAGCUGCCGCGCUUCGAGCCCUGGGUCUCGUUGACGCAUCGCUGCGUGCCAAGAUCAUCUUGUGCUCCCUCUUUCGCGGGAUCAUGACCCUCGCCUGCAUGUGCUCGGAUGUUUUCCCGCCCCCCGCUGUUGCUCAUGGAACUGCUGUCGACCUGUUCACGCUCAAGCGAAUCAUCUUCUACUUCCCCCCGGUGGCGAAUUCGUCUUCCGCAUACGCGGCCAGCAAGCUGCCGUCUUCAUGCGCCUCGCCGUCGAGCUGCACGCACGUCUGUCCAUCGUCCCUUACGACCUCACGCUGCGCGCCAGCUCCGUGGUCAACUUCCCGCGCUUCGUCGCGAUCUACGACCAGGCGAAGCUAUCAACGACAAAUUCGAGCGAUCCAACGGACCUGCUGCCCAACAACCUCGUCCUCAUUGCUCCCGUCACAGAACGAGAGGGACGCCCCGUUGAGUUUCCAGCUUCUCAAGCGUGCCGGCACGCGCAUCGUACCCCUUGUGGAACGCACGACCUGCUGUACGCCAGCGACCUGCGCCACGUCGACGAACUCGAAAAGGCGGGUGUGCCCACGCGCUUUUUCGAGAGGGUCAGCGGCAUACACGUCUACACCAUCCUGGUCGAAACAGGCAUGAUAGAAGCGGAAGAGGGCUCGGAUAUAGUACAGCGUGCCGUCGGGGAGAACAGUUGCGAUGCAGCAGCAGCGGCUAAAUCGACCGAGACGAGCUCGUGA